AUGUCGUAUAUGUCGGAAGAAGAACGUUCAAAGCUGAAACACCCAGAUUACUGGGACCGAGAACCUGACACCUGGGGAAGCAUAAAAGAUUGGGACCUUUACUUGCUUAAGAAACUGAAUUCGUCACAGGUUAAUAAACGUCUUUCUCACUCAGCCUUGGGUGACGAGCUAAGAUGCUUAAAGCAGAUGUAUGAUGAAAACCAUCAUAUUUAUAAGACAGCUUGUCAUUGGCAGAACGCAUUGAAGGGAGCGUACUUGAUAGUUAAUCUGGCAACCGAGUGUUGGAAAGGUUUUCCCGAGUGCAAAAACCGACAGAAAAGUGAUAGUAAAAUUUGGGAGAAGAAGGAACAAAUCUCAUCGUUACUUUUGGAGGCUGAUAUAGUCGAAUUGGAAUUGGAAAUCGCCAGGGCGAGUGAUUUAUUCAAGUUUACCUCUUAUACUUCUGAACAGCUCCUUAUUUAG
Messenger RNA from Paraglomus brasilianum, 462 nucleotides. The record is from the annotation of a GenBank genome assembly. Lineage: Eukaryota; Fungi; Glomeromycota; Glomeromycetes; Paraglomerales; Paraglomeraceae.